AUGCUUACCGGAGAUGUCACCAGAUUUGGAAUACCUGAAAAAAUCAUCACAGACAAGAGAAGACAAUUUGAAAGUAAUUUGUUCACAACAUUAACUAACUUACUAGGCAUACAACGAUCAUGUACUACGCCAUACCACCCGCAGGCAAAUGACGACCACUUUCCGACAAGUGUUAAAUUUUCUCACCCUCAUUUUGUUUCAUUCCAAGACAACAUGUCCGACCACGGAAACUCCAGGCAUGACGACCGGAUCAAAAGACUUACGGUGAAACCCCUGAGUUGGUGGCAACGUUUGGGGGGGGGGGCAGUCACCACGACGGCUGCGGCCCACAGCAACGACGUGCAGGAACUUAUCGCCAAUUAG
This is a messenger RNA of Macrosiphum euphorbiae (potato aphid), 363 nucleotides long. The record is from the annotation of a GenBank genome assembly. NCBI's taxonomy places the organism in Eukaryota, Metazoa, Arthropoda, Insecta, Hemiptera, Aphididae.